This is a messenger RNA of Synchiropus splendidus (mandarinfish), 9474 nucleotides long. It is a transcript of the gene cep290, whose product is annotated as centrosomal protein 290. NCBI's taxonomy places the organism in Eukaryota, Metazoa, Chordata, Actinopteri, Syngnathiformes, Callionymidae. The transcript has 52 exons. Gene Ontology annotation, biological process: kidney development; camera-type eye development. The coding region runs from base 517 to 8295 and encodes 2592 amino acids. The record is from RefSeq and is a predicted model, not a curated record.
UCAGGGGUGAGCGCGCAAGUCAAAUUUUUAGCUUAGCAACUUAGCUACAGAGUUUGUUUGCGGAACCGACUUCUUUAAAUUGCCUGCACACCCAAUAUGUAAACUCGCUGCUUGCUGGUCGAUACGUGAAAGUCUUUUCUCACGUCGCUUGCAGCGUUUCGUGACAUGCCGCUCUUUUCAUCGUGACAGUCGUGUUUCAGCGUUGACGCUACCGCUGUUGCUGUUGUCACCACUGGUAUCCUAGCAGCCAUGGACUCUCACCAUCCAAACUGGUGACUGACAGACAGAUAACAUUCGUAACUCUGUCCUCGCUGCAUGGUAUGUAACUAGUAAACUGCGGAUACCCAUGUUACUUAAUUACUCUUCUGGAAAUUUAGCAAGCAAUGACUAAACGGCUGUCAGAAGAGCGACAUCCCCCAGCCUGAUCAGCCGAUGCGGGGUUAGGUAUUUGACCACAAUUCACCGGCGUGCCUUGUUGGUUCUUUGUCAAUUUUUAACCCGCAAACAGUUGGCAAGAUGUCCCACACGCUCAACUGGGGCAAUGUGACCAGGAUUGACCCAGGGACCCUUCAUGAACGUGACAAAGCAAAAGUAGAUGAGGUCUUCGAUAUGCUUGUCUUGACAGAGGAAUGGCUGUUGAAGGAUAAGCCAACAGACAUGGUAACACACAUUCUCAGAUUGUUUCAAGCACUACUGAAGAUGAAGGAUCGAGAACUGAUUCUUGCAGAUAGAUUCAUUGAUGACAUUGGCGUCCAACAUGCCAAGACAGAAAAGGAACUUCUCUCUAAACUGGCAAGACUUGAGCAAGACAGUAAGCACUCUGGAACAGGACCGGAUAACCGCUUCCUUAGAGAUGAGAUUCGUCAGCUUGAAACCCAUUUGGAGCAGAGGGGAAAGGAGUUGACACAUCUGAGGAAAGAAAUGGGUAAAGAAAAGAAAGUUAUUGAAGAGUUGCUUGCGAGAGCAGAAGAGGCAGAGGAUGAAGCAAAGAAAUUUAAGCGAGAGAAUGAGCAGCUCCUGCAGGAUGUUGACUUUUACAGAGGAGAGUUGGAGACUAAAGAACCAACUCCAUCUAGAAAUGAGAAUGCUGAGACUCAGAGGAAGCUCACUGUUGCCAACCGGCAGCUGUACCAGUGUAUGGAAGACCUACAGAGAGCUGAGGAUGAAAACUCCCACCUGAAAACUCAAAACGAGCAGAUGCAGCAAAGCCUGGAGGAGUCUGUGAGGGAAAUGGAAAAGAUGACGGAUGAGUACAACAAGAUGAAAAUCGUUGUGCAGCAGAAUGACUCCAUCAUGGAUCAACUGAGGAGAGAAAAGGAUCAUGCCCUUCUGCAAGUCCGGGAGUUAUCAGAUAAGGUUCAUAGCAUGACUGAAGAUGAUGGACCGAUAAUGGCAGCUGUGAAUGCGAAGGUGGAGGAGUGCAAGCGAGCACUUUCUGAAAAGGAUGAAGAGAUUAUAGUGUACCAACAAAUGAUUCGCGACCUUCGAGAAAAGCUGCGGGUGGCUCAGAUGGACUUGGACAAAAGCAACAUCAUUGCUUUUCAACAGGCCAUCCAGGAGAGAGAUAGUCAAAUUAAAAUGCUGAGUGAGCAGGUGGAGCAGUAUACUGGAGAAAUGGAAAAACACACCUUGCUUAUUGAGGAUCUGAAAACAUCCACAAAGAAAGAUAGAGGUAUUCCAUCUGCAAUACAACAGAGAAAGAUAGAGGAGCUGAAAUCCAAGUUGGAAAAUGCAGAAAUCCGGGCGGAGGAAGCAGAACGAGCGUUACAACAAACAGAAGCUCAUGCUGAAGAAAAGGACAAGUUGUUCAUUGAGGCUUCUAGACGUCUCAGAGAAUACGAGUCUGGCAUUUAUGGCUUGGAAGCAGCCAUUAUGGAGAUCAAAGACUGCAAAAAUUUAAUCAGGGUGAAAGAUUCUGAUGCUGAGGCCAUGACAAAAGAGAUAAACCAUCUUGAGAUGCGAGUUAAUGACCUCAUGGAUGAAAACGAAGAUUUCCGGGAAAGAUUAGGAUUGGAACCAAAACAAGAAUUGGAUUUGACUGAGUUCAGACGAGUCAAGAAUCUGAAACAACGGCAGUACAGAGCUGAAAACCAAAUCCUCACCAAAGAAGUCGAACGACUUGAAGAGGAAAGGCUGGAACUGAAGAAACAAAUCAGAACUAUUGUGAAAGACAGAGGGAUCUCCAAGUCUGGCCUUCUGGACAAGGAUCUUAAACUCAGCCUUUCUGGAACCUUAGACCACAUUUGGGGUGUCAAAGAUGAAGAGACUGGAGCAAAGAUUCGGUUCUUGGAAAAAGAACUUCAACAUAAAGAGAGAGAGCUUGAACUCAAUAAAGCCCAGUCUCAGGUUAAAUUGGAUGAGCUUUUAAAUGUGAAAAGGGGGCUAGAGUCCGCUCUUAAAGAUGCCCAAAAAGCCAUGAGAGUUAACCAAGAUGGUCCAUACGACGCAAUUGUAGAUGUACAUGAGCUGGAACAGUUGGCUAACCAAACAGCUGUUGGCGACGUCAGAUUUCAGCUGCACCAGCUGCUUGGCCGAAAUGAGGAACUCAGAAAGGAAUUAAAAUCUGCUCGUGAGGAAGUGACCAACACUUUCAGCCAACUUGCAGUGACAAAGGAGAAGGUAAAACGUCUUGAAGGUGAACUGGAACAUCUCAUGAGGACGGGCAAUGCUGGAGUGAGUUCUCGACUUUUGACUAUCCCUGAAGGCCUGGAGCCAGGAAGCAUUGAGGUCAUCAACUCCCUGAAUGAGUACUGCGUUCGCCUGCUUCAGGAUCUCACUAACAAGGAAAGUACAAGCAAGACCCUUGUGAGAAGACUGGAGGAGUACAGAGAGAAAUUUGCGGUUAUUAGCCACCAACAAGGACUCCUUUAUGACGAACAUUUAAGAGAGAAGGCAGACUGGCUGAAGGAAAAAGAGGCGAUGACAAGGAUGAAGGGCAAACUUGAGGAGCAACAGCAGAUGGACGUGGUGAAAAUCCACGAGUUCAAUGAAUUACUGGAUACUCUGCAGAGAGAUCCAGAGGAAAUCAGGAGGCACCUGAGUGAAGCAAUACGCAAGCUGACUGUUCUGAAGGUCAACGAAAAGAAGCUGACACGGCGCUACACCACUUUACUGGAGCAGCAAGAGCUCCUUCGCAAGGAAAAUGAUAAGCUGAAGGAUGAGAGCACCCAGAUGCAGACAACAGUGACCAAGAGGAUCGGAUACCUACAGAGAUGCAAGGAAAUGUCUGCAUAUAAGAUUGAAGCCCUGCAAAAAGCUCUGGAUGACAGCGUUCCCUCGUCAGACAUGGAGAAGGCUAACAAACAGUACACUGCUUUGACUGUUAAAUACAGGGACCUACUGCAGAGAGACAGCCAUUUCAUCAGCAGAACCACAAAACUUGAGAAUUUAGAGAAUGAGAACGAAUCUCUGAGAGAGCAAAUGUUGACUAUAAAUAAAGAGCUGGAGAUUGCCAAGGAGAAACUACACACGUUGGAGCAAGCGUGGGAGACUACAAACCUGACUGACCAAGAUAACCGAAUGGAAAAGUCAGACAAGGCAAUGGCCAACAAUGAAAGGGCAUCUGCGGCGAGGCGGAUUACAACACUGGAGAUGAAGGAGUUGAAUGAGAGACAGAGAGCAGAGCAUGCCAUGAAAAUGUACGAACAUUUGAGAAACAGCCUCAGGCAAGUGGAAGAGCGCAACAUUGAACUGGAGUCCAAGGUUGCAGAGUUGGCCAGGAUCAAUGCAGAUGCCCAGCUGGUGGAACAGGAGUUGAGAGAUGAAUUGGCAGACAGUGUCAGUAAAGCUGUCAGUAACGCAGAUAGGGCCAGGAUUGCUGAGUUGGAAAAUGGAGAGGCCACGCUUCGCUUCGAAGUUUCCAAACUUCAGGAGAUCUCUAAUGUUGCCAUGAUGCAGGUGUCUGCUAUUCUUAACAAACAAGAAUCUAAAGAAAAGGAAGUGGAAACUCUGCGGAGACAAAUCCUUGACUACCAGUCGCAGUCAGAUGAGAAGGCUGUCAUUGCCAAGCUCCACCAGCACAUUGUAACUCUUCAGCUCAGUGAAGCAGCUGCUCUGGGAAAGAUUCAGGCAUCGUCUUCCCACAUCCAACAUCUGGAGGCAUUGCAGCUGCGGGCUGAACAGCGACAGGAUGCCAGUGAGCAGGCAUUGUUCCUUGCUCGCAAGGAGGGCAGAAGUCGCUCUCACCACUUGAGGCAAACUAUUCAAUCCCUACGUAGGCAGUUUGCUGGUGCGCUGCCACUUAACCAGCAGGAGAAAUUCUCGGUUUCCUUGAUGAAGCUUCAGGAAGAUCAGGCCAAAGCACAUGAAGAAAAAAGAAAAGCAGAAGAAGACAAAAGAAGGGCAGAUGAAAGGGCUUGCGAGCUGGAACUGCGGCUGCGAAGUCUGGAGGAGCUUAUAACUACGCUGAAGGAUGUGAAAGGGGCCCAGAAGGUCACAGAGUGGCAUAAGAAAAUGGAAGAAGCUCGGCUGCAGGAGCUGAGAAAAAGCAGGGAGUCAGUCUUCCUGAAGGAAGAGAUCAAGCACUUAAAGAACAGAUUGGAAGAGCAGGGGAAAACUAUUGAAUCCCUUGAAGAGGAUCUUGUACUUCAAAACAUGGCUCAAGAGGAACAUCAACUGGCUUGGGAUCAGCGAGAGGUUGAACUAGAGAGACAGCUGGAAAACUACGAGAACCAUCAAAGUGAUGUUCUCCGCAGUGUUGAGAAGUUUGAUGACACCAAAGGUUCUCUUCUGGACCCUAGUCUGCCUUUAGCACACCAGUUGGAGCUUGCCUUGAGCAAAAUUAGAGAACAUGUGCGCACCAUUUUGGACACAAAGGCCACCUGCAAGAAUCUAGAGGAGAAAUUGAAAGAGAAAGAAUCAGCUCUCUCGAAGGCAGAGCAGAACAUCAUGUCCCGGGAUAAAGUCAUCAACGAGCUCCGUCUUCGUCUCCCAGCUACCGCAAGCAGGGAACAGAUUCUAUCUAACCUGACAAAACAUGACGAAGGUCAGUCGGAGAGACACUCUACUCUGAAGCUCGCGCAUCAAACAGUCAAAGAUCUUCAGGGACGACUUGACAAGAAGGAAAACGUACUAAUAAAAUACCAAAACCAGUUGUCUCAAGCCAGAAAGGAUCAAGAGAAGCUGAUAAGGAAGCAUCAGGAGGAACUGAAAGUGUUGCACCAGAAGUUGGAUAUGCAGAGUGACUCGUCCCUGGACCAUUUUAAGAAGACAGCAAUGGGGUUAAUGAAAAAGCCUGAUAUCAAGAAGCAGAUGUCCAAACAUCUUGAACGUCAAGCAGAGUUGGAGCAGACUGUAGCAGAGCAGGACAUCUCACUGUCGUCUGUCUCAGACAAGCUGAGAGAGGCCACUGCUGAGCUUGAACACCAAAAGAUUACCAUGGAAAACCAAGAUAAAAGACAUGCUGAAGAGAUGGCAAAACUUGUGCGGUGUCACUCUGCAGAGAUGAAAGCUUUGGCCAGUACUUCUGAAAACCAGAGGACCUUGUUGAUGCAGAUGGAAAGCGACAUGAAAAACCUCCAAACUGAGCUGGAAGUGCAGAAGGAGUCAAACGCCCGCUCUCCUAGCAAUACCAUGAAGCACCUGGUGGAACGUCUUAAAGCUCAAAUUGCCCAGAAAGAGAGACAGCUCAAGGGUCUAAGUAAAGCGCUUCUAGAGCUGCGGGCAGAACUGACAUCCGCUGCUGAGCAGCAAGUUAUAACCAAUGCAGCUCAGAAAGAAGAAAACCUGAACAUCCAAAUGUUGAUUGACAGACAUACUAAAGAUUUGAAGGUUCAGAUUCAAGACCUCAGUAAAGAACUUCAGGAUGCAAAGGAGUCCGCCAAGGCUGCAGUGGGCAGAGAGAACACACUCAAAGAGGAAACAAAAAGCCUCAAACAAGACCUUGAGACCAGUCAGAAAAAGGUAAAUCGCCUGCAGUCUGAAAAGGAGGACAAGGAACGUGAAAUUCAAGAGCUCAAGCUUAAGAUCAAGAGACUCAGCAUCAACCUUCAGAAUCAAGCAGAACCAGAUGGAAAGUUCUCAGUCGUUGAGAAUAUGCAGAAGAAGAUCCAGAGACUUGAGGCAGACCUGGAGAAGAGACGAGAUGUGAAAAAAGAGGAUCAUGGAAAGACGAAAGAAGAGAUCGUACGUUGGGAGGAGGGCAAGAAAUGGCAGUCCAGGUUGGAGAGACUGAAGAACAAUUUGAAAGACAAGGAACGAGAAAAUGAAUCACUAAACAAACAGCUUGGUUCUCUGAAAGAACUCUACUCCAGACUGGAGCAGGAGAAAGCUGCUCUGCAGAAGAAGCUGAAGGUCCGAGGAGUGACUGCUGGUCAGGUGGUCAGUGUGCUGUCGAAUGAGAUGGAAAAGGAAAUGGAGCAGCUGAAGAAAACAAACAUGGAUCUUGAGAGGCAGAUCCGGAAUAUAAGACAGCAGCAGGCUUUACCAAGGGACGAUGCCAUUGAGAACUUGGCUCAGAGGAACCGCUACCUUGAAGAAAGACUGCAGGUUUUGGAGAGUGCAACAGUCAAGGAGCCGACCUCCAGACCCUCUUUGGAUCCGUUACAAGCACAGGUGAAAUCUAAGUCUAUGGGUGGGAUGUUUUCUGUCACCUUUGACAUUGCUGAUGAUUUACAACAAGAGAACACAGCACCCCACUCACCUGAGUCAAGCAGUCGCUCACUCAGCCCUGAAGUGGCCCGGGACACCUUUGACUGUCAGAGUGAGCCAGAAGAGAGUCGCUCGGGAGGGGGAAGUCCAAUCCAGUCCAAUCCACCGAGCGUUGAUGCGGCAGCAGAGAACACAGCAGAAGACAAUGAUGGGCAGAAAAUGGUGGAUGGAAAUGCAGGAAGCACUCAGGACAGCAAAUGUGAUUGUGAACUUGGUGUGGAGGAUGAUCCGGCAGAAAGAGCUGAGCCAUUAGUCUCAUGCACUGAGACAGCAAAAGAGGCAGGCGCUGAGAAAUCCUCAAAGCAACAUCAUCCAGCCAAACCACCUGUGGACCACAGCACUGUAGCACCAAGCAGACGCAAAGAGAAGGCAGUCGCUGGGAAUGAUAGAGUACCAAAGCAUGGAGGCAGAUCUGGUAGAUGCCUGAAGACGUCAGGGCGUGGCACUGGAACUCCGUCACAAAGAGAUCAGGAGAUCCAGAAAGAGAACCUCAAACUGGCGUCUGAGAACCUUGAACUCCGCCUGCAGCUUGAGCAAGUCAACAAAGAAGUUCCGAGACUGAAGGAUCAAAUUGCCGACCAAAAGGAGAUGUGCAGUGCGCUUAAGAAAGAGAACAUGGAGUUGGACAAGGAGCUGAACCGUGUUCGAGGGGAUGGCCACAGCGGUAAAACAGUGCCUGAGCUUGAGAAGAUGGUGGGCCUGCUGAAGAAGGUGGCGGAGCGCCUGCAGAGGGAGAAUGAGUCGCUGAAGAAAUCCAGCAGCGCGACCAACCUAGAAAAGGUUUCUGGCCUGGAGCAGCAAGUGAAGACACUCAAGUGGGAGUAUGAGAAGCUGAAAGAGCAGAGUGAGGCUGAGCUGAGGUCUAAACUUGACUCCCAAACCAAAGGGAUGGAGAAAAUUGUGAUGGAAAACGAGCGUCUCCGAAAGGAAAUGAAAAGGGAAGUGGAGGUGGCCGAGCGCCUGCGAGCAAACAAGGUGACCCUGGAGGUGAACAUUGAAAGGCUUGAGUCCCAACUGGAGGAAACCAAACGGAGACUGCGGGAGGUUCUGUCCAAACCCGACCCAGAGGGAGCAGAACGGAGGACCGGCAAAUCCACUGUAGUCACUAGAAUGUUUGAGAACAAAAUGAAGGAACUGGAGCAAGAACUGGACAUCAAGAGCUCCAGUGUGAUGGAGCUGAAGGAAGAGUUGAAAGAGGUGAAGCAGAGAGAAGAGAAGGCUCAAAUCAGCAUCCGCAAGCUGGAAGAUCAGUUGGACCUGAUGAAGACAGACGCUGAGAGGUCAGAGGAGCUUCACUCGCUCAGGUCGGCCAAGAGUAAGCUGGAGCAAGAAAACACCAGGUUAAAACAGAAGCUCGCUGAGGACGGCAGCGAGCGACACGGAGAGACGACCUCUGGAGUAGAUCACAGGAAUCUGAUGGAGGAGCUGCACACGACUCAGACGGAGAACGAACAACUCCAUUUUGAAGUCCAGAAGCUGCGGAAGGAGCUGGAGAGCUUCGACCCAACCUUCUUCGAGGAGAUAGAAGACUUGAAGUACAACUACAACAUCGAAGUAAAGAAGAAUAUUCUGUUGGAGCAGCAGUUGAGGAAGGUCUGUGACCAGUUUGGAGUCGAGGUGAAGAUGCCCAGCGUGUCCAUCAGCUGACCUUCCGAGUAGCAUCCACAGCUGUUUUAUUGCUGACGUUAUCUUCCUGUAAAUGCGUUUGUAGAUAGUUUGGAGAGUUCAUCUGAUGUUUACAAUAUUUUUGUGUGGUUUUCUUACACAAAUAUAAGAUUUCUAUUCAAAUGCCAAAAACACCUCUGGAUUCCUAUGUGGCUGUGUCUGAGUGAAAUGAAGUUGUAGAUUUGUCAGUCGCUGAGCUGUUUUCUCGCUCCAUAAUGAUUGAACUGGAGCACCCGGAUCCGAUGGGUUCAACUGAGCAUUUAUUCUGGACAUAACCUGGAAAAUUGUGCUGAAAUGGAUGUUCAUGUUUCACACUGUUCAGUUUGAAUGUGGCUGCUUCUCUCCAUGUUUUUCACAGUAGACAAGUCUUUUUUGAGAAGUGCUUUGUUCCUGGUUUUGACAAAUAAACGAUUGAAAACAGCCCCACCGGUGCCUCUCUCGCACAGUAAGUACAUUAUUUACAAUGGUCACAGGACGUGCAUGCUGCUUAAAGUGCUCACAUUUGGUGGAUUUUCAUUUACACUCAGCUGCAGAGGAGCAGGUUUCACACUGUCUUAUUCAUCCUCCUGAAGACUGUGGAGGACCGACGGUUGCAGGGUGGUGUGUGUGUGUGUGUGUGUCUGUCUUCAGGGGUCAUAUUGCACGUCCUGCAGUCGGCUGAACUUGCGUCCGUUCAUCCUGGAGAAACACGUGAUCAGGUCCUUGCUGCUGCCGGCAUACUCGUCCACGGUCCAGUCCACGCAGACAUCCACUGGUUUGCUGCCCAAGAAGGUUUCUCCCUCUGGCCAGGGCAAGUUCAGGUGAUGACGAUGAACCUGCCGGCGAACAAGUCCACAGUUCAGCCCGGAGAAGAGUUGAACAGAACAUGUGCUUCCUCAGAGCUGUGCUUCACCGACUGGCUCAUUGAAAAGCAUUACAACAAGUCGACUCAGGAUGACUUCCAUGUGACAGCACCACUCAUUCUCACACCUCUUGACCAAGUGCCGAUGACACAGCCAAGUCCGACCUCAGGGACUUGUCAGUGUGGACACGUCCGUCGCCUGAAGGCUGUCUAUCGUCAUCGCUUGCUUCAUCUGGAGUCCAGGCAUUGUCCACAGGACAUUACUAACAUUAUCGGACACGGGCUCCCCAGACUGCACUGAAACUACUUCCAAGUCUGUU